UGGGGUAGCACCGCUCUACUUAAAGGUACCAGUUACCUGGCAUAAGCCUGUCGGCUGGGGAUGAUGGGGUCAGAUCACACACCGACAUGAUCGUGAAUUACUUUCUUGAGUGUUAUUCCCUGAAAUGUUCAGCGUGAUAUACUAUGUACAAUAGGUACACAACAGCUUAUACAGGUUAUCAGACAAUACGAAGGGGAGGGGGGUAUGAAUCUUACCACCAUGAAUUAAAUAUUAUUAAGCUGCCAACCCUCUCAUUUUUAUCCGUCUUCCUUCACGUAAUAAUUUCUUUCUCUAAACCACAUCCUUUGUUUCUCCAAUUCUUCACUGAUAUCUAUCCGAAGCCCUCUCAUCUAGGCCAUGAGAUAGACAAAUAUUCAAAAAUGGAUCCUUCAUUAUUCAGGACUCUCGUCCAUGUUGAGCCUAACUCGAACCUACACGAUGAACACCCCCUCCCUGUACCGCCGCGGAGAGUAAAGUCCAGAACGUAUCCGGCGGUCCCUCAGCAAGACUCCAUCGAGCUGGAGCCUCUUAGGCACCAUCCCAACAACGCGGGCGCCUCUAGCGCUUCGGGGCCUGCUACUCCCAGAGAGGAGAAUGACGUCGAGAUGAGCGCCCCCGGAACGCCAGCCGAGCCGGCCGAAAUCUUCGAAGCUCUCCCGACUCUGAAAGAUCCGCCCAUGAACAAGUUCCGCUUGGCCGCCUGUUGUUUCCAAAACUUCGUCGGUGGGUUGACUGAUUCGGCACCCGGGGCUCUAAUUCCUUACAUGGAAUCUCAUUAUAAUAUCGGAUACUCCGUAGUAGCUCUCAUCUUCAUCGGAAAUGCUCUGGGCUUUAUUAUGGCCGCGCCCUUUGUCGACCAGAUCCGCCAGCGCCUCGGGCGAGCUAGGACCAUCGCCUUAGCGCAGCUCUCCAUGGUUAUCGGCUGUGUCCCCCUGAUUUGCGCUGCGCCCUUCCCCGCGGUAGCGAUUGCCAAUUUCUUCAUCGGUUUCGGUCUUGCCGUCCAGUUGGCCAUAGGUAACGUGUUCUGCGCGAACCUGGCCAACAGCACGACCAUCCUCGGGGCGUUCCAUGGAAGUUACGGUAUUGGAGGUACGAUUGGACCCCUGGUCGCUACGUCGAUUGUGUCUACCGGUGCCAUCUGGAGCCGGUUCUACCUCUUGACGCUCGGCAUUAUCAUUUGGAAUGCCGGCUUCUCCACUUGGGCUUUUUGGAAUUACGAGAAGGAAAUGAGCAGUGGCGAGCCGAACGCCGUAUCGGAGACCAACUCUCGUGGUAUGGAACACGUGCCGGCCGUGCUGAUUACUUUCAAGUCCAAGGUCGUUCUCCUAGGGGCCAUAUUUAUCUUCGCGUACCAAGGAGCCGAAGUGUCCAUCUCGGGAUGGGUUAUCUCCUUUUUGAUCUCCACCCGCAACGGUAACCCUUCGUCCGUUGGUUACGUGACGUCGGGUUUCUGGGCUGGCAUUACGCUCGGGCGGUUCGCACUCUCGCCUCUCGGCUCCAAGGUCGGGGAGAAAUUGUUCGUUUACAUCAUUGUGGCCGGAGCUGCCAUCUUCCAGUUGCUGGUCUGGUUAGUCCCUAAUAUCAUCGGAGAAGCCGUAUCCUUGGCCAUUGUCGGGCUACUUCUCGGCCCUGUCUACCCUUGUGCUGCCUAUAUCUUCACGCGUAACCUCUCACGCCGCGAGCAGGUUAGUGGGAUGAGCGUCAUUAGUGCCUUUGGUAGUUCUGGUGGCGCCGUCGCUCCAUUCACUACCGGUCUUUUGGCAGAAGCCGCUGGCACGUUCAUCAUGCAUCCCAUCGCUAUCGGGUUGUUUAUGGUCAUGCUACUAUGCUGGUUCGGCCAGCCUGGAGUUAGGAAGAGGGCAGAGUAGCGAGUUUAUGCCACUACUAUAAACUACCUCUUACAUACUAUACGUAGAUGAAUAUAACGGCGGUAGAUUAACUUUAGGGCGAAGCAGGCAAGGCGUCUUUUGUCUAGGUAGGCAGAUAUCCGGGGAAUCGUAUUGGUUUGGGUUUUCGAAAAUAUGCUGUUCCUCCCACAACGGGUUUCAUGACUACCUCACAUAUGAAUUAGCCUUGCUUAUUGGUUAUUGAUAUUUAUCGUCUCUAAAGGUCUAUCCGGAAAAGUCCUUAUAACCGAAAUAUAACUUUAUAAGCCAAGAAUAUUUUGCAACCGUCGGCUUAACAUAUAAAAGCAAGGAGUCUUUGAACAGCUCGUAACA
Molecule: messenger RNA, 2219 nt
Organism: Daldinia caldariorum
Lineage: Eukaryota; Fungi; Ascomycota; Sordariomycetes; Xylariales; Hypoxylaceae
Product: major facilitator superfamily domain-containing protein
Exons: 2
Coding region: 144-1868 (574 amino acids)
Biological process (GO): transmembrane transport
Cellular component (GO): membrane
Molecular function (GO): transmembrane transporter activity
Source: RefSeq, a predicted model, not a curated record